CGCGGAGAGGCGCAGGGGCGGCGGGGCCCGCUCGGCCCGGCUCGGCUCGGCUCGGCCCGGCCCGGCUCGGCGCCGGGCGGGGAUGCGGGAGCGGCGGCCCGCUGCCCCCGGCCCCGCUGCCCGCCCGCACCGCCCGCACCGCCGCCACCAUGAAGAAGCAAUUCAACCGCAUGCGCCAGCUCGCCAACCAGACCGUGGGCAGAGCCGAGAAGACCGAGGUGUUGAGCGAAGAUCUGCUGCAGGUGGAGAAGCGGCUGGAGCUGGUGAAGCAGGUGUCCCACAGCACCCACAAGAAGCUGACGGCCUGUCUGCAGGGCCAGCAGGGCCUGGACGCCGACAAGCGCUCGAAGAAGCUGCCGCUGACGACGCUGGCGCAGUGUCUGAUGGAGGGAUCGGCCGUGCUGGGGGACGACUCCCUGCUGGGGAAGAUGCUGCGGCUGUGUGGGGAGGCCGAGGACAAGCUGGCGCAGGAGCUCAUCCACUUCGAGCUGCAGGUGGAGCGGGACGUCAUCGAGCCGCUCUUCGUGCUGGCUGAGGUGGAGAUCCCAAAUAUCCAAAAGCAGAGGAAGCACUUGGCCAAGCUCGUGCUGGACAUGGACUCCUCCAGGACGAGGUGGCAGCAGUCGGUGAAGUCCUCGGGUCUGGCCAGCAACCUGCAGCCCUCGGGGGCCAAAGCCGACGCUCUCAGGGAGGAGAUGGAGGAGGCGGCCAACAGAGUGGAGAUCUGCAGGGACCAGCUCUCGGCUGACAUGUACAAUUUUGUGGCCAAAGAAGUCGACUAUGCAAACUAUUUUCAAACUCUGAUCGAGGUGCAGGCCGAGUACCACCGCAAAUCCCUGGCGCUCCUGCAGAACUUCCUGCCACAGAUCAAAGCCCAGCAGGAGGCGUGGAUGGAGAAGCCCUCCUUUGGGAAGCCCCUGGAGGAGCACCUGGCUGUCAGCGGGCGGGAGAUCGCCUUCCCCGUGGAGGCCUGCGUGACCAUGCUGCUGGAAUGCGGGAUGCAGGAGGAGGGUCUCUUCCGAGUGGCUCCCUCGGCCUCCAAGCUGAAGAAGCUCAAGGCUGCCCUGGACUGCUGCGUGGUGGACGUGCAGGAGUACUCAGCUGACCCCCAUGCCAUCGCAGGAGCCCUCAAGUCCUACCUGCGGGAGCUGCCCGAGCCCCUGAUGACCUUCGAGCUGUACGAGGAGUGGAUCCAGGCCUCCAACAUCCCGGAGCAGGAGAAACGGCUGCAGGCCCUCUGGAACGCCUGCGAGAAGCUGCCCAAAGCCAACUACAACAACAUCAGGUAUGUGAUUAAAUUCCUGGCCAAGCUGACCGAGUACCAGGACAUGAACAAAAUGACCCCGAGCAACGUGGCCAUCGUGCUGGGACCCAACCUGCUGUGGCCACAGGCCGAGGGGAACAUGACGGAGAUGAUGACGACGCUGUCGCUGCAGAUCGUGGGCAUCAUCGAGCCGCUCAUCCAGCACGCAGACUGGUUCUUCCCGGGAGACAUCGAGUUCAACGUGACGGGCAACUACGGCAGCCCCCUGCACGUGAACCACAACGCCAACUACAGCUCCAUGCCCUCGCCGGACAUGGAGCACGGCGAGCGCCGGCAGCACGAGCAGGCCCGGCGGCCCCUCAGCGUGGCCACCGACAACAUGAUGCUGGAGUUCUGCAAGAAGGACGGGUAGGGACCCUGCCUGGGACAGGAGGGGACGGUCUGACACCGUCCCGCGGGCAGCAGGAGAGGAUGCUCGGCGUCGCCUCGGGGUGGGUGGCACUAAGCUGGUGGAGGUUGGGUGGCCCCAGGGUGGAGGGACCCCCUGCUCUCUGUGCCAGGCCCUUGGAGGUGCCCAGGGCUCCGUGCCUGCCCCCAGCCCACUGCAGAUGGGAGUGGGUGGCCCGUGGGGUGACACUGGGACUGUGCCGUGGCACAGACAGGCGUCCUGGUGUCCUCAAGGUCUGCAGCGUUUGCUCCAGGGGAAGCUGCCCAUUCCCAGCCUGCGCCUGACCCCCUCCAUCACACCUCCCAGGGACCUCAAACAGUCGAGUGGGCUCCAGCAAACACCCCAGGACUCUGCCCAUCCCGAAAUGUCCCCAUUUCCAGAGGGUAUCCCAAGCCGUCCCACCGCUGGCACAGCCUGG
This is a messenger RNA of Motacilla alba alba, 2130 nucleotides long. RefSeq names its product Rho GTPase activating protein 44 (gene ARHGAP44). Gene Ontology annotation, cellular component: leading edge membrane; postsynaptic density; dendritic spine. Lineage: Eukaryota; Metazoa; Chordata; Aves; Passeriformes; Motacillidae. Bases 150 to 1676 code for a protein of 508 amino acids. The transcript has 16 exons. The record is from RefSeq and is a predicted model, not a curated record. Gene Ontology annotation, biological process: positive regulation of GTPase activity; modification of dendritic spine; neurotransmitter receptor transport, endosome to postsynaptic membrane. Gene Ontology annotation, molecular function: protein binding; GTPase activator activity.